Messenger RNA from Trichoderma harzianum CBS 226.95, 1260 nucleotides. RefSeq lists its product as hypothetical. Gene Ontology annotation, molecular function: DNA binding. Gene Ontology annotation, cellular component: replication fork protection complex; nucleus. Lineage: Eukaryota; Fungi; Ascomycota; Sordariomycetes; Hypocreales; Hypocreaceae. The transcript is spliced from 3 exons. Gene Ontology annotation, biological process: DNA replication checkpoint signaling; replication fork arrest; replication fork processing. The record is from RefSeq and is a predicted model, not a curated record. Bases 114 to 1067 code for a protein of 317 amino acids.
AGAUAGAGGGAGACGCGUCUAGCUUGCUGGAGGAGUGAGAGCAUGUAAAUUGAAAGCAAAGCAAGCCAAAGAAAGACAAGACGAAAAGAAGAAAAUCAGAAAUUAAAUAAAUCAUGCCCUCGGCAGCUAAAUUCGGACGUCUGCUGGAGGAGCAGCACGGCGACGAUUUAGACGACUAUGGUCUAGAUGACUCGGACAAUCCUUUUGGAUCUCCCACUCCCCCGCCAGAAUCGUCUUCCAAAAAGCGAAAGGAGCCCGACUCUGGAUUGGGAAUUGAGGAGGAGGUUUCUGUUCAGAAACGAGUGAGAGUACCAAAUGUCAAGCUUGAUGAAGAAAGGUUGCUGGGUCCAGCUGGAAUCCCCAAACUGAGAAGGCGAGCUUUCGGCCUCAAACUAAAAGGAAAGGGCCACGAGUUCUCUGACGCCUCAAGACUCCUCUCCUUCUACCAGCUAUGGCUCGACGACCUCUUCCCCAAAGCCCGGUUCCUCGAUGCCCUCGCCAUGGUUGAAAAAGCCGGCCACAAAAAGGCCCUUGUGAGCGCGCGAAGCGAAUGGAUCAACGAAGGCCGUCCCAAGGCUGGCAACGACGACGACGACGAUGACGAGCUGGAUAUUGGAGCUGUAGCCAUUACCGAGGACUCGCAAGUAACGGAAGGCGGCAUUCCUGCGCAGAGGACGCAAAAGACUCCAGAAAGAGACGAUAUCCCUGAUGAUGAUGACUUAUACGGCGCUACACCCCGAGGACCAGCGCGAACGACAAACGCUCUUCGUCCUGCGCCGUCAAACGACGCCCCUGAUGACGACGAUUUGGAAGCUCUCAUGGCCGAAGCUGAAAGCAUGGAUAAUCGACAAACCCCCGCUGCCACGACGAAGCAAAAUAGCGCGUCUGGCGCGCAUCACCUAGACGAAGAAGACGAUUUAGACGCCCUCAUUGCAGAAGCAGAAGUGCAAGACCGCUCUGGCGGACAUUCUGUGGAGAAGAGCGGCGGCAAUACCACCUCCAAUGACAAGGGGCACGACUUUGCGGAUGAAGAGGAAGCCAUGCAGGAGAUGGAUGGAUUGUGGUAGACCUGGCUGACUGGCUAUGUCGGGUGAACGUGGACAAGUGCGUGCAAAGCGAAUUGGAAUUGGGCAGAUAUUUAUUCAGCUGGCGUUUUAGGGACAGGAUUUGUUUUGCAUUGGCGUUAAGAGGGUUGGAGACGAUAUGAUGAUCACUUGGGUAUAUAGCGAACAUAUGGAUCAACGAGCUCUGUACUCCCUG